AUGAUCUCAUGUCUGCAGCGAUUCAGCGAAAGGACUGCCGAUCCCUGGGAUUGGCAAAAGGGCAAGUCUAUGCCGACGGACGGAGCAAAGACUGCGCUAACAGUUAAAAUAUUAGGGUUGGAAAAGAGGGCUCAGGUGCAGAAAGUGGAGGAUGCAGUACAUACGUGUAACUUUGGCGGCGACAAGCACUCAGUACUGGUUCCUGUCCUCCAUUCUCCAUCUUGUGCGACCGAGUCACCCAAUGCAGUCCUCUCGGUGCGAACUGGGCGUUCCUGGAAUUGUCAGCUCCGAUGCUCGGCCAGGGCCUAUAUCACACACAGUCCUCGCGGUCGGGAAUGUGAUCAAGUUCUACCUCCGGUGUCAAUGUUGGCUCUAUUGCCGUGUCACAAAUCUUUAUUGCCUUUGGUGGCUCAGUCUGUCGGUAGGUCACAAUUUCGAGCACUGUCAAACACCAACACAUUGUCCUUGUUUUCGCCAUGGCCGCGUGUCAUCUGCCAGGGUGUCUGUCCCAGCAAGCUCCGCAAGUACUUGCCAGCGUUCGGAUCCCCAGAAUUAGCCAAAGAUAUAGGGCAGCAUUGCCGUUCAGUGAUUUGUGCGAUUGCAUUCGUGGCCGUGGCAUGCUGGCGCAACGUCAAUGUCAGAAACAUUAAGCAAGUCAAAGGCCUUCAUUUCUAA
Molecule: messenger RNA, 675 nt
Organism: Cordyceps militaris CM01
Lineage: Eukaryota; Fungi; Ascomycota; Sordariomycetes; Hypocreales; Cordycipitaceae
Exons: 3
Coding region: 1-675 (224 amino acids)
Source: RefSeq, a predicted model, not a curated record